AUGCGAGCGCAAAAAUCUCUCUGCCUAGCAUUUAUCUUGCUCAUCACCCCAUCAAACAUAUCAUGUCAACAAGUUGAAGUCAAAGAGCUCGGUCAAAACACAAAGAUAUUCGACGAUGGAAACUCGGUGUCCUGGAGAGAAGACGACAAGCCAGGACGUACGCAAUUUAAUUGCGAGCCCGAAGACGGGUAUUACCUGGCCAUGAGCGCCGACAACAAGUAUGCAGCAUGCUGUAGUCAGGCUCAGUCUCUCAAGGGCCCCAAGGACACGGGCUUCGCUUGUUGCGGGGGCGGCCACGACAUCGCGGGCAACACAAAGGUCGGGUUUUUGUGCUGUCCAGAGGGUCAGGAUUUCGACGGUCGUCUAUGCCAAUAA
Pyricularia pennisetigena is the source of this 375-nucleotide messenger RNA. RefSeq lists its product as uncharacterized. Lineage: Eukaryota; Fungi; Ascomycota; Sordariomycetes; Magnaporthales; Pyriculariaceae. The transcript has a single exon. The record is from RefSeq and is a predicted model, not a curated record. The coding region runs from base 1 to 375 and encodes 124 amino acids.